This is a messenger RNA of Tribolium madens (black flour beetle), 498 nucleotides long. RefSeq lists its product as uncharacterized. The transcript has 2 exons. The coding region runs from base 39 to 488 and encodes 149 amino acids. Lineage: Eukaryota; Metazoa; Arthropoda; Insecta; Coleoptera; Tenebrionidae. The record is from RefSeq and is a predicted model, not a curated record.
GGCCAAAACUCAUCAUUUUUGGGUGAAUCAGUCUCAAAAUGAAGCUACAAUUUUUUAUUGCUUUGACUCUAACUUUGGCCAAAGCUGAGAAUCCCGAUUCUGCAGUGCAAGCCCUGAAGCAAGAAAGUGGACUUUCAUGGGUGUUUCCAAACCCUGGAGUCGUCCAAAUGCAAUACCGCGCAAAUUUGGUCAAAAAUCUCGACCAUGAAGUCGAUGGUAGUGUAAUUCUGGAGAAAAAUUUGCUUGGGGGCGAUCCUGUGGCAGUUGGGGGGGGAAUUCACUACAGUCACACCCCGAGUAAAGUCAAUUUUGGGGUUCAAGCUGUUCAUGGGGCUCAGGGGACGCAAUUUGGGGCUCAAGCCACCCGAAAAGUCUACCAAGGGGGAAAUAAUGCCGUCGAUGUGGGGGUUGUCUAUGGGCAACAUUUUGGGGGUCCGGGAGGGAAUAGUAGACCUGUGGUAGGUGCAGUAGUCAAAACAACACUUUAAACUUGUAUUA